Molecule: messenger RNA, 1074 nt
Organism: Mucor velutinosus
Lineage: Eukaryota; Fungi; Mucoromycota; Mucoromycetes; Mucorales; Mucoraceae
Product: tropomyosin-2
Exons: 8
Coding region: 1-1074 (357 amino acids)
Cellular component (GO): Golgi apparatus
Source: RefSeq, a predicted model, not a curated record
AUGCAACAACACCAUUCAUAUUCAUCAACAAGUUUCCUUAGCGAAAACAACGAUAAAGCCAGUAAUGAUUUCAAACUUGAGAGGAGAGAAACGGCAUUCACAUCAUUAUGGAAAACACAAAACUCACUGUACCUAGUAUUACUCACCAUCAUUGAAGCGGUGGUGGUUAUCAUACUGGAAGCUGUACUAUUCGCAAAAUUCAAACAAAGCAUCACUGUCAAUAUAGAGGAAGGGCUGACAAAAGGAAUACCUGUGUAUCUCAUUAUAUUCAUUUUCUCAUUAAUAUUUCAGGUGGCACUUGCUUGGGAUGCGGUCCAUAAUAAGAACACCAUUCAAGUAAUCGCCUUUAUUCUAUUCAAUUUAUGUUGUUUCAGUUAUGCCGUAUUUCAAUUCAAGCAAAUAGCAGAAGCACUCAUUAGCAACAAAAGCAUCGAUCGUGCCUUUGUCUGGGAGCUACAGAAGAUCAUGAUUGCAAAUCCUGUAAUUAUCGGUAUCUGUCAAUUAGUAUAUUUUUACUUGGGAGCCAGAUUGUAUCUUGAAUUUGGCUGGAGAAUUUACAAGAAAAUUGGUGCUGAUCCAGAUGUCAGAAAUAUGUACCGAUGGUAUCAAAUCUUUUUGACGAUUCUCAAAUUAGAUAUUUUCUUCUUUUUGGGCUUCUCGAUUCAGUACCUGGUUCUUGUGCUUCAAAGAGGAGAUGUUGAAUAUCCAUUAACCAUCGUUGCCUUGCCAUUGACUUGUCUCGUGCUAGUAUUGGCUGUGUACGCUGUUAAACAUGAGUCAAAACCUUUAAUUACUCUUUUUUUUGUUGGUUUAGCGGCAGGAGUAGCUUAUUUCAUAUUCAAGUUAUAUCGAAUGUACGAUGAAUCACAGCAACAAAAGUAUCUUUUUGUGAAAGAAUUUCUCACUUUUUUUGCGUGUGUAACUUUGAUUCUACUGCUAUUGACGACAGUAAAUGCUGCUAUUUGCUGGUACAAUUUCGAUAAAGGCCUAAAACCUCAUUUGUUGAAGAGAGCAGAUGAACCAUCGCAAAACACUGAGGAAAAUGCUGGUGGCAGAACCUUAUCCUUAGAUUAA